AUGCCUUUCAGGCAGAAGAGUGAGUUCUACAAGCUUGAGGAAGACGUUCAGGCCUCCAGAGAGGCCCAGGGCCCGGUACGUGUGCAGGCUGCCAUGGCUGAGGAGGAAGAAGCCGCUUCCACCUCUUCCUCUCUGUCUUCUUUGAUCCUGGGCACCCCAGAGGAGGCACCUGACACUGGAACACUGAGUCCUCUCCAGAGUCCUCAGAGAGCCUGCUCCUCCCCCCCUGCCAUCACAGCCAUUCCAUCGAGUUCAUCUGAUGACAGUUCCAGAAGCCAAGAAGAGGAAGGACCCAGCACCUCGCAGUCUCCAUCAGAUCCUGAGUCCCUGCUCAGUGAUGAGCUAAACAGGAAGGUGGCUGAAUUGCUGCAGUUCCUGAGUGUCAAGUAUCGCACAAAGGAGCCCAUCACAAAGGCAGAAAUGCUGAAGAGUAUCCUCAAAGAGUACCAGGACCACUUCCCUGUGAUCUUCAGGAAAGUCUGUGAGUGCAUGGAGGUUGUCUUUGGCAUCGAAGUGAAGGAAGUGGACCCCACCAGCCAGUCCUAUGUGCUCGUUAAAACACUAGACCUCACCUACGAUGGGAUGCUGAGUGAUGACCAGGGCAUGCCCAAGACCGGCCUCCUGAUACUUAUCCUGGGUGUGAUCGUUGUGAAGGGCAACUGUGCCCCUGAGGAGAAAAUCUGGGAGGUGCUGAAUAUGAUUGGGGUGUAUGCUGGGAGGAAGGAUUUCAUCUAUGGGGAGCCCAGGAAGCUCAUCACUGAAGAUUUAGUGCAGGAAAAGUACCUGGAGUACCGGCAGGUGCCCAACAGCGAUCCUCCACACUACGAGUUCCUGUGGGGUCCCAGGGCCCACGCUGAAACCAGCAAGAGGAAAGUCCUGGAGUUUUUUGUGAAGAUCAGUGGGGCUGACCCCACUUCCUUCCCAUCCUGGCAUAAGGAAGCUUUGCGAGAUGAGAAAGAGAGAGCCCAGGCCAGAAUUGCUGCCACAGAUGAUACUACUGCCAUAGUCAGUGAGAGUCCCAGUGUCACGUCCAGUGGCUUAUCCUACCCUGAGUGAAGUCUGCAGAAGAUUCUCCACUCUGUUUGAAGAGAGCAA
Molecule: messenger RNA, 1095 nt
Organism: Diceros bicornis minor
Lineage: Eukaryota; Metazoa; Chordata; Mammalia; Perissodactyla; Rhinocerotidae
Product: melanoma-associated antigen 10-like
Exons: 1
Coding region: 1-1056 (351 amino acids)
Biological process (GO): negative regulation of transcription by RNA polymerase II
Cellular component (GO): nucleus
Source: RefSeq, a predicted model, not a curated record